AUGAAUAACAACAAUUGUAAUAAUAAUAAUAAUAAUAAUAAUAAUAAUAAUAAUAAUAAUAAUAAUAAUAAUAAAAUAUUGUCAGAUUAUAUUCAAAACAUAAUUAUAAGAUUUUGUUGGUUUCAUUAUCAUUAUAAUAAAGAAAGAAGUUAUAAUGGCUUAUUAAUAAAGUGGAAAAGAUCUCUAUAUUUGGUUUCAAAAAGAUGGUUUGAAUAUAUUUCAAAAAAUUUAAAUACUAGAUAUUUUAUGCAAAAACCUUACGAGUUUAUAUCAAAUUUUCAACUAUCCAAAUACUCUAUUUUUCAAGCACCCCCAAUUUCACUAGAAAUAUCAUCCAAUAUCUAUAAAAAACUUUUAAAUCAUUUAAGCGAUAAUGGGUCCAAAUUUUUAUUUUUUUCAAAUUUACAAAAUUUAACUUUUUACUUUGAUUCAGGAACUAGUUUAAAAAAUGAACCAAUUGAAAUUAAAGAUUAUGCAUUUUUAUUUAAAAAUUUCAUAAAUAUAAAAUCAUUGGAUAUUCAUUUUCCAAACUCUGACUAUUCAAUACAGUCUAGCAACACUUCAAAUAUACUCAAAUGCUAUGUAGAUUUAAUGAAUCAAAACUAUUUAGAUUUUAAAAAAGAGAAAGAAAGUCAAAAUAAAACAAUAACAGAGGAGGAAAUAAACGAUCAAUAUAAUAUUAGCCUAUCAUUAAAAACAUUGGGUUUAACAGUACUCAUCUUUGGUGACGAACUAUUCAAUCUUUUUAAACAGUUAAGGUUAUACAACCUUGAAAAAUUAACAAUCAAAUACUAUUCUUGUGAAUUCAUAAAAGAAGUAUAUGAAUGCUUUCAUAAAAUCAAAAAUCUCAAAAGUUUUAGUUCAAGUCUUUAUAGCUCAUAUAAUGAAAUGGAGGAAACACUGUUAAAUCUUUUCAAUAGUGAUACAAACAAUAGGUUAUUGGGCUCGUUGGAAGAGUUUCAAAUUUCCAUAUACCCUGUAUCAGAAAUCAAUGUAAAUAACCAUAGUAUCUACACGACCAUAAUCAAGCUAUUGAGAGAAAUGAAGAACUUAAAGAGUCUAACGAUACUAUUCAGUAAAAAUGAUUAUGAUCGCGAUCUAUCAAAUUUAACACAUACAGAAUUCAUGUCAUUACCAAGGAUACAACUAAUGAAAUACUUUUUACAAGAGAAUACAAAUAUCAAAAAACUGGAUACAAAUUUAUUUAAUGUACCCGAGCUAGCAAACAUCAAAGAAUUGUUUUCAAAUAUUAAUAGCAAUUUCAAACUUGUCUCAAAAGAUAGUAAUGAAAAGCUAGAGUUUUUAAUCGACCUAUUUUCAAACAAUACCCUCAAUAUCCACACUUAUAUGAUCCAAUCAUCUCCCUACAUAUGGUUGGGAUUUUUGAAAUCGUUCAAAGUCAAAUCAUUAGAAAUGGAAAUAUACUGCGAUAUCAAUUUUAAUAAAAAUAAUAGAUUCGUUAACGAGAUUUUUGAAAUCAUAGUUAAAAACAACAAUUUGGAAUCUGUAGAAAUUAAUUUAUUAAGCUAUUCGAAUUCAAAAUGCUUCAUCGAUGAAAGGGUAAUCAAGCAGUGCAUGGAAUCUGUCGACGUUAAUCCCUCACUUAGCUCCGAUUCAAAUAAAAUAGUUUGGUUAGAGUCUGCCAUAAUAACAUAUCCAGGUAAAACUACUGUACACCGAAAUCUAAAAAUAUUUAUUUAUAAAAGUUAA
Molecule: messenger RNA, 1710 nt
Organism: Dictyostelium purpureum
Lineage: Eukaryota; Evosea; Eumycetozoa; Dictyosteliales; Dictyosteliaceae
Exons: 3
Coding region: 1-1710 (569 amino acids)
Source: RefSeq, a predicted model, not a curated record